Magallana angulata is the source of this 6027-nucleotide messenger RNA. RefSeq lists its product as uncharacterized. Gene Ontology annotation, biological process: DNA integration. Bases 1 to 6027 code for a protein of 2008 amino acids. The record is from RefSeq and is a predicted model, not a curated record. Gene Ontology annotation, molecular function: nucleic acid binding. The transcript is spliced from 3 exons. NCBI's taxonomy places the organism in Eukaryota, Metazoa, Mollusca, Bivalvia, Ostreida, Ostreidae.
AUGUCGGACGACGGGACGUCUUAUACAGAUGCAAUUUCAUUUAUUUCUCCCGAAUCAAGGAACGAAGCGAACGUGAACGAUCACGACAAAGAAAAUACUGAAGAAACCUCUGAAGGAGCUGCUAAGGACUCUGAACAAGCAAACCAGACCUACACAUUAAGGCCGCGUGAUCGCAAGAUGACCCCGAAAGGUUUAGAUUGGCAAGUCGAUAAGAUAUGCUCAGACUUUAAGCUUCAUGUUUCAAGAUGGCGGAAGUGUGCCUCUUCUAUUGAAAUUCUUAUCUCGGAUUCGAGUGAUACCAAGCACAUUAGACGAGAAAGAGACAUUCUUAUGAACAUUAUGACUACUCUAAGUGAAAUUUAUGAUAGGCUGAAACAAACACUUACCAAUGAAGAAGAUGUGAAGUACAGAGACUUAUUAGAUCAGUAUCAGGGAAGAUUAGAGAUUACUUCUGGAGAUAAUCAUACAUUAAUGAGAGACAUCUCAAACUGUUUAAGAGAACUAGAGUGUGACUCGGUUUCCAGGGCUUCGGGUAGAUCACACAACAGUCGUACAUCAAGGUCAUCGAGGCAUUCCAAUACGUCCCGGGGUUCUAGAGAGUCGAUAGAUACAGUCAUAGAGGCAGCGGCCCUGAAGACAAAACUGAAGUAUAUUGACACGGAGGCAAAACACAAAGCAGACCUUGAAAGGAUCAGAGUCCAGAAGGAGCUUGAUAUAGCCCAGGCUAAGUUAGAAGCACUUGAGACUUUGGAGGAUACUGGACCAUUCUUAUACAGUGACUUUAAACAUUCCGUCCCGGAGCUUGACUCCAAGGAGCAUGUUAAAAGAUUUAUUGAUACUCAGGUCAGGCCAGAAGAGGAUAAGGCCAAGAUAAAACCAGUGUCUCAAGCGCCUCCAAUUCUGCAUAGGAACCUCAUGCUGCCUACGUUCACUUCUCCACAAACACAGCAGGAAAAUGUUGCCACCAGUAAUGCAUCAAGAGUUCCGCUAAGCAACGUAGACUUGCAGUCACUUAGUAAUCCUACACCGCCUAGUAGUGGUCUUAGACCAACGGAGCAAGGCUUAUUAGAUCUGGCUACUUCACUAGCGAAGCAAACACUCAUAGAACAACGUCAGAUUCCAGCAUCAGAAAGGAUUCAUUACUUAAAGAAGUAUCUGGGUGGAUCAGUUAAAGACGUUGUAGAAAACUAUUUUCUACUGUCGACAGAUGAUGCAUAUGAGGAGGCGAAAGGACUAUUAGAACAAAGAUAUGGUAAUGCGUUUGUUGUUGCCAAUGCAUUCCGAGACAAACUGGAGAAAUGGCCGAAGGUAGGACCAAGAGAUGGUGUUGGGCUGCAGAGAUUCGGCGACUUUCUCAAACAGUGCUACACAGCUAUGCAGAGCAUUGGGAGCUUAAACAUCCUCAACGACGAGAGAGAAAACAGACGAUUACUAAGCAAACUACCAGACUGGCUAGUAACAAGAUGGGGUAGAAUUGCCACUCAAUACAAAGAAGAGAGGAUGGAAUUUCCUCCGUUUAAGAACUUCAUGGACUUCAUAGUUAAAGAAGCUAAGAUUGCAACAGAUCCUAUAACCUCGAUAGAGUCUGUGAAGAAGUCUGAACUCGCCCAUACAGAGCCGAGUAAACCACGACCUGAUUUCAAGGCACGACAGCGAGGUACAGCUGACUAUGGAAAACGGUCUUUCCUGACAGAUGUUGAUGAGGAUCAGGUUGCAAAUGAAGUGUCGUCAGAGAAAAAGUGCAGAACUUGUUCCAAGUUCCACCCGUCAUCCUUACAUGGGGACGUAUAUCAACGAGGACAGCACCAGAUGGUGGAGGAUAUUAAGACAGUAGUGUCAAAGGAGAGUCCAUCAGGAACAACACUCAUGAAUCACUCUGGAGCAUCUAGUAAAAGUACCAUGAUACUUCCAGUGUAUGUUUCACAUAAAGAGAACCCAGAUAGAGAGAGGUUAGUUUAUGCACUACUCGACAUACAGUCGGAUACCACCUUUAUUCUAGACAAGACUUCAAAGGCCCUUGGACUUGAAGGAAAACCUGUGAAGCUCAUGCUUUCUACCAUGUAUGCAGAGAAUAAAGCUGUAGAUAGUUGUAAGAUUGGAGGACUUCUUGUGCGUGGUUUCAACAGUGAACAUAGGAUACCAUUACCGGAAACGUACACAAGAGAGAUCAUGCCUGCCAACAGAUCUCAUAUUCCGACACCGGAAAUUGCAAGAAGAUGGCCUCACUUGGAGGUUAUUGCAGAUGAACUUCUACCUCUUGCUGAUUGCGAGGUUGGAUUACUUAUUGGCUACAACUGCGUGAAGGCUUUGACGCCUAGAGAUGUUAUCGUUCCAUCCGUAGACGGACCUUAUGGUCAACGCACUGACUUGGGGUGGAGUGUAAUAGGCAUAGUAGAGAAUGACUGUUCAACGGAAUGGGAUGAGGACCCCAUAGGAAUUAGUCAUCGUAUUGUUGCGUGCGAUGUGCCUACAGAACUUUGCAGAUCUGAAGUUUCAAGACCAGACCAUGUUGUAUUUUCCUUAAGGAACAAGAUAAAGGAAGUAAUCAACCCUGAAGAGGUAGUUAGGAUGCUUGAAGUGGACUUUAGCGAGAACUCAAAUAGUUCUAAACACAUUUCCUAUGAAGACAGAAAAUUUCUGGAUGCCAUGGAAAAGGGGAUUCAUAAGCUGGAUGGGCAUUAUGAAAUGCCAUUACCUUUCCGAGAAGCUAUGCCAUACCUGAGCAAUAAUAGAGACAUGGCAUUACAGCGACUGCAACAUUUGCGGAACCGAUUUGCAAAGGAUGCACAGUAUUGCGAGCAUUACAUUUCCUUCAUGAGAGAAUUGAUUUUGAAGGGUUUCGCAGAAAGAGUACCGGAAAAGGAAAUCAACGUUGAUAGUGGACAAGCAUGGUACAUUCCACACCAUGGUGUGUAUCAUCCGCAAAAACCAGGAAAGUUGCGUGUAGUCUUUGAUUGCAGUGCGAAGUAUAUGGGCCAGUCAUUAAAUGACCAUCUGCUACAAGGACCUGAUAUGAUGAAUAUGCUUGUUGGAGUUUUGUGUCGUUUCCGCAAAGAGCCUGUUGCCUUUGUUUGCGAUAUUGAGCAGAUGUUUCACCAGUUCAAGGUGAAUGUGGAGCACAGAAAUUAUCUACGAUUCCUGUGGUGGGAUGACGGCAAUUUCAGUAAGGAUCCUACUACUUACCGGAUGACGGUACACCUGUUUGGGGCAGUGUCCUCCCCAGGAUGCGCCAACUUUGGCCUGAGACAAGCUGCUACUGAUGGAGAACUUCAGUUUGGAUCUGAUGUUGCGAACUUUAUCAAACGAGACUUCUAUGUUGAUGACGGACUGAAGUCGGUCGCUACUCCAGAGGAAGCCAUAAGCCUUAUAGAGAGAAGCAAAGAGUUAUGCUGUGGAAGUGGUUUGAGAUUACACAAAUUCCUCUCAAACUCGAAGGAAGUUUUGGAGAGCAUUUCAGCUGACGAUAGGGCAAAGGGACUAGCAGGUAUUGACAUACAUCAGGACAAACUUCCCAUUGAGAGAACUCUAGGUAUCCAGUGGUGUAUUCAGACAGAUGCAUUCCAGUUCAAGAUUACCCCGAAGGACCGUCCCCUUACUAGACGAGGUGUUCUUUCGACGUUAAGUUCCGUAUACGAUCCACUUGGAUUCAUUGCGCCUUUUGUCCUAGUUGGGAAACAAAUCUUGCAGGAAAUGUGUAGAAACCAAACAGAUUGGGAUAGUCCUCUACCAGAGAACUUGCGACCCAGAUGGAGAUGUUGGAGGGAUGAUCUCGAGAAGCUUGGUUCCUUGGAAAUCAAGAGAUGUCUGAAACCUGAGAACUUUGGAGAUGUCGUAGUGGCCGAACUACACCAUUUAUCAGAUGCAAGCACUAUUGGUUAUGGCCAGUGCUCAUAUCUUCGCCUUAUAGAUGACAAGCAACAAGUACAUUGCUCUUUAGUUAUGGCCAAAUCCAGAGUCACGCCACUGAAGCAAGUUACUGUACCUCGUUUGGAACUUACUGCUGCUCUCGUUUCUGUUAAAGUCAGCUCCCAACUUCUAGAAGAGCUCGAAAUUAGCAAUGUCGUUGAAUGGUUCUGGACAGAUAGUACUGUUGUCCUUGGAUACAUUGCUAAUGAUUCUCGGCGUUUUCACGUUUUUGUCGCCAACAGACUUCAACAGAUUCGUGACCGCACGGAACCCUGUCAGUGGAACUACAUCAGUUCAGCAGAGAACCCAGCAGACAUAGCAUCACGUGGAAUUACAGCUGCUGAGUUACGAAACAGGAAGGAAUGGUUCAGAGGACCCAAUUUUCUAUGGGAGUCCAGUUUACCAUUUUCUGGUCAACCUGUUAGCAAGCCAAGUAUAUCAGAGGACGAUCCUGAGGUUAAGCGUUGCCAGGUGUUUGAGACGAAGGUGGAACCUACUGAAUAUACGUCACUAAUUGACUAUUUAGAACGUUGUUCUGAUUGGAAUCGUGCCAAGAGACUCAUAGCAAACUGUCUUAAGUUCAAGACGUUGCUUAGAAAGAUUCCUUGUCAGAAGGCAACAGAUGCAGUGCCUUCAAAGGAGCAAGGAUUGCCUGUAGCUUUAUUAGAGGAAGCAGAAUUGGCCAUUGUGAGAUUAGUCCAGAAAGAGGCUUUUAGUGAAGAAUUGAAAAUUCUGAACAACACCAAGGGAUGUGAAGAUGUUAACAGAAAGAAGUCUGUUCGAAAAACAUCCUCCCUUUACCGACUCGAUCCAUUUCUGGAUAAUAAUGAUGUUUUACGAGUUGGAGGUCGUUUGCAGAAGGGAGAAUUUACGUCUUAUGUUAAGCACCCAAUCAUUUUACCAAGGAAGUCGCAUGUUACAAGGCUUAUCAUCAGACACUUUCAUGAACGCAGCAGACACCAAGGACGAAGUAUCACAACCAAUGAGAUUAGAUCAAAUGGUUAUUGGAUUAUUGGCUGCAGUUCUGCUGUGUACAGUCUCAUUUCAAGAUGCGUGAAAUGUCGUAAACGUCGCAGUCAAACACUGGAUCAGAAAAUGAGCGACCUACCUGCUGACAGACUUGCAGCAGAGGCACCCUUUACGUACAGUGGGGUAGACUUCUUCGGACCAUUCUACAUCAAAGAAGGGAGAAAAGAAUUGAAGAGAUAUGGAGUUUUGUUCACAUGUAUGUCUUCAAGAGGGGUGCAUCUAGAGACCGCAAACUCUCUCGACACCAGUUCAUUUAUCAAUGCUCUGCGCAGAUUUCUGUCGAUACGUGGACCAGUAAAACAAUUGAGAUCAGAUAGAGGUACUAACUUUGUCGGGACUGAGAGAGAACUCAGAGAAUCUCUAGAAGAACUAGACGACAGUCGCCUGAAGCAGUUUCUAACAGCAGAAGGAUGUGAUUAUAUCAGUUUUAAAAUGAACAUUCCGUCAGCGAGUCAUAUGGGCGGAGUUUGGGAAAGGCAGAUCAGGACAGUUCGCAAUGUGCUUUCUUCUCUUUUGCAGGACUUUGGAUCUCAGUUGGAUGAUGAGGGUCUUAGAACCCUUUUCUGCGAAGCUAUGGCUAUUGUCAACAGUCAUCCACUUACCAUCUCGAACUUGCAUGAUCCGUUUGCCCCUGAACCAAUCACACCUAACCACCUUCUGACCAUGAAGUCUAAGGUUGUCUUACCACCACCUGGUGAGUUCCAGACGCCAGAUUUGUAUUGCCGUAGGAGAUGGCGCCGCAUACAAUACUUAGCCAAUGAAUUCUGGACACGUUGGAGAAAGGAAUAUGUUCAGAUUCUUCAGACGCGUACAAAGUGGUCGUCAACAAGAAGGAAUAUCCAAAUUGGAGAUGUCGUUAUAGUGAAGGAUGAUAACUUGCCCCGGAAUCAGUGGCAUCUUGGUCGUGUCAUAGAUACAUAUGCAAGCGAGGAUGGGUUGGUCCGUAGUGUUAGAUUAGCUAUCGGAGACAGCAAUCUGGACAAGAAAGGCAAGAGGAACGGUCAGCUUUCAGCACUUGAAAGACCUAUUCACAAGUUAGUCUUGUUGUUGGAGAACGAGACCGGGGAAGACCCCACCGAGGAGCCAUAUUAG